AUGAUCAUUGAUCAGUUCGCGGAGGGCCCGCUUAUGCAAGGCCUGUAUUGGGACCGUUGGUAUAACAACGACUCCAUAAUCACCAAGAAUUCAGUACUUUAUGAAAACUAUUUGUUGGGUUCGCCGCGUAUGAGACAAUUGAAGGUCCGCAACGACUCGUGCGAAGUCCAUAAGGACUUCCAGAGGGCUAUCUUCUCGUGCUAUAACUUUUACGCCCAGCCCUAUGAGGACAGGCAGACAUCGAGCGGCGGCGGCGGUAACGCCAAGAAUGACACCAGUUUUGAGUGGCGAGAGAUCAAGUCGUUCGCCAAGAAUGAUGUCUGGGGCAUUUUGGGCACGUAUUCAGGAGAGGGCGGUUAUAUCGUGGACCUGACGCUAAACAAGACAAUCGCUUUGGCAAAGAUCAGGGACCUGAAGAAGAAUCUGUGGAUCGAUAGGGGAACGCGAGCCAUAUUCAUCGACUUUACGACUUACAACCCCAACAUCAACCUCUAUGUGGUGACCAAAUUGAUAGCCGAGUUUCCGGCCACCGGUGGUCUCAUCACUUCGUGGCAGUUCCGCACACUUAACCUCUUGGAGAACUCGUCGGACGCGCCGAUCGCUCUCUACGUAUGCUUUACGCUAUUUAUACUAUUCAUCGCCUAUUAUAUCAUCGAAGAGUUGGUCGAGAUUAAGACACUGGGAGUUUGGCCCUACUUUCGCAGCUCGGGCUGGAAUUUUCUCGACAUUUUCACUAUCAUUAUAUCGGUUUUGUUGGUAUUCUUCCUCUUCUAUCGCAAGUAUGUCAUCAAUAAGAUCUUCGACGAGGCGUACACUACGGGCGGCGAUUCAAACACCGGCGGCGGCGCCGGCGAUGAGGGCUCUGCGGAUAGUCUGCAGAACAGCUCGUCGUUGGCCCUCCAGAUCGAGACCUACCAGUUCGACACACUUGGCUUCUGGUCGGCGCAGUUCAGUAAUAUACUGGCUGUGCUGUCGUUUGUGGCCUGGGUCAAAUUGUUCAAAUAUAUCAGCUUCAAUAAGACCAUGUCUCAGCUCAGCUCCACUUUGAGUCGAUGCGCUAAAGACAUCGCCGGUUUUGGUGUCAUGUUUUUCAUUGUAUUCUUCGCUUUCGCACAAUUGGGUUAUCUAUUGUUUGGCACUCAAGUCAAAGACUAUAGCAGUUUCGGCAAAGCUGUAUUCACACUUUUGCGGCUCAUUUUGGGUGACUUUGACUUCCAGGCGUUGGAAGCGGCGAAUCGUGUAUUGGGCCCCAUAUUCUUCCUCAGCUAUAUAUUCUUCGUGUUCUUCGUUCUAAUGAACAUGUUUUUGGCGAUCAUUAACGACACGUAUGCGGAGGUGAAGGCAGAGAUCGGCGUAGAUGGCGAAGACUUUGCGGUUAUGGACUAUUUUAAGUCGAUAUCCAAUCAAUUGUUGACCAAAUUGGGCGCUCAGAAGGAACAGAUAGAAGGCAUACAACAGGCCAUCAAAGGCGCGGGUCUGGACGGCGCCAAAAACGUGAGUUUCGCUGCCGUCAGACAGAAGUUGAAGGAAAGGGAUUUGAGUGAUCAGGAGAUAGAGAUGUUGUUCUCGAAGUAUGAUUUGGAUCAGAACCGAGAGCUCGACGAACAGGAGUUGAGAGCGAUGUUCGCCGACUUAGAGGGCAAGAAGAAUGAGAUCGAGAAAGAGAUGGCCGACAAUGAGAACAAACGGCCCGAAAGUGCCCGAAGUGUUCACCGGUUUGGCGGCGGACCCGAUAUGAGUAAACUGACGAAACGGGUCGACCGAAUGGAGUACACAUUGAGUGUGAUUUCGUCCAAAAUUGAUUCAGUUUUAGGCGGAAAAGUACUUUUGGCCGCAAAGACAGCAGACGUCAACACCAGACUCGAUGAGGAAGACUUGGAGGACUCGGAGCCCAAACGCUGGACCAAUAAUUAGUACUCAAACUAAUUGCUGAAGAGUCUGUUAUUAUCAAUAAAGCCGUCAAUUAAUUAGUUGUUUAGCGAUUCUUGAUCUCAAUUGUUGUACACAUUAUUUAAUUAAUUAGCUUUUGAUUUAUAGCACAAUUUGUUUGCAUUUAAUAUAUAUUAUCAUUAAUAUUAAGUCAAGGAGUGCUCAGGAA
Messenger RNA from Medioppia subpectinata, 2098 nucleotides. The record is from the annotation of a GenBank genome assembly. Lineage: Eukaryota; Metazoa; Arthropoda; Arachnida; Sarcoptiformes; Oppiidae.